AUGGCCGGCAUCUCCAACGCUCUCUACCAGCACGUCUUCCCAUCACCCCGGAUCAAACGGACUUUCAUUCGCAAGAAUGCUAUCUUCCUGACCACCAUCUUCGCCGGUGCCUUCGCUUUCGAGAUUGCCUUCGAUACCACCUCCAACAAGAUCUGGGACACCAUGAACGCCGGCCGCCAAUGGAAGGACAUCAAGUUCCAGUAUAUGAACAACGCUGAGGAGGAUGAUGAGUAA
Penicillium macrosclerotiorum is the source of this 234-nucleotide messenger RNA. Its product is annotated as cytochrome b-c1 complex subunit 9. The record is from RefSeq and is a predicted model, not a curated record. Gene Ontology annotation, biological process: mitochondrial electron transport, ubiquinol to cytochrome c. The coding region runs from base 1 to 234 and encodes 77 amino acids. The transcript is spliced from 5 exons. Lineage: Eukaryota; Fungi; Ascomycota; Eurotiomycetes; Eurotiales; Aspergillaceae.